Populus euphratica (Euphrates poplar) is the source of this 1432-nucleotide messenger RNA. Its product is annotated as plant viral-response family protein (DUF716). The coding region runs from base 140 to 1060 and encodes 306 amino acids. Lineage: Eukaryota; Viridiplantae; Streptophyta; Magnoliopsida; Malpighiales; Salicaceae. The transcript is spliced from 2 exons. The record is from RefSeq and is a predicted model, not a curated record.
UUCCAUGAGACCCUGAACUAGUUGACCAGCUAAAGCUAAAAAAUGGCUUGGUUUAGCUGCUGAUGGUUGCUUGUUUCUCUUCAAAUGUCUGUCACAGCGCGAUCCCAAAAUCAGUAGAAGAAGAAGAAGAGAAGAGAGAAUGGGAGGAGGUGUCUUUUACUACAUAUUCUCGUCAGCAGGACUGAUUGCACUAGCGCUCUACCAUCUCAUCUCCACCACCACCACCUACCUCAAAUCUCCACACGCUUACAUCGCCAAACCCUACUACCCUUUCUCCUCCUCCCAUCGCUUUAAAUACCUCCAGCUUUACCUCCUAGUCCUCUGCCUCCUCGUUGCCUUUGCUCACCAAACCCUAGUUUCCUCCGACUCCGACCCGCUACUCAAGGGGAGUACACCUGUCCACCGCUUCACCUCUCUCCAAUCCGCCGCCGUCCUCUUCCUCUUCCUCAUCCUCUCCCUUUCUCUCCUCAUCUCCGACUCCACUUCCCUCCUCCCUCUCCCUUCCGAUCUCUUCUUCGCCCUCGCCUCCGCCGUCUUCUUCCUCCAGUCCUCAUCCUCCGCCUCCUCCGCCUCUGUCCAGACCUCCGAUCUCCAAGCCAAAUGCGACUCCGUCUCCGCCCAAAUCUCCGCCCUUGCCGCCCUCCUCUGCCUGAUCCUCGCUUGCCAGCCUAGAAUGUUCGUUGCGGAUGUGGGAUUGGGCGGGGCUGUUUGCUUGCAGGGACUCUGGAUGCUCCAGACAGGACUCUCGCUUUACGUGGACGCGUUUAUUCCUGAUGGUUGCCACAAAUUGCUGGAUGUGGUGAGAGGUGUGGAGGGAUCGACGAAGUGUGAGUUGGAGGAUUCUAGAUUGAGAGCGGUGGCUAUUUUGGAUCUGGUUUUUGUGGUCCAUGUCAUGUUUGUGGUGCUCAUUGUUAUGGUUACUUAUGGUGUUAUUGCUAAGAGUUAUGGGGUUCGAAGAUUAGGGGGAUCAUACGAGGCUUUGCCUACUGCUGCUUCUUCAGUUGCUGAUUCUUCUUCUAAUCAUAUUCAAAUGAAGGCCUUGACAGGCACGCAGGCCUGAUCUUUGGUUGUGAUCAGGGCAGAGAUUUUCAAGGCUGAAUACAAAUGCAAUAGAUUACAUAAUAUCAGCUUGUAGUGAGUACUAGCGUUUCCUUGUGAUAUUGACCCUGUUAAAGGACUGUUGAAUUGGUUGUCUUUCUAUGUUUCCCUCUACGGCCACCAUUAUUUUUGAAGGCAGGGUCGUUUUCUUGUAGCUAUGUUUGCUCUCUGAGUUGAAGGCGCCAAGUCUCUAUCAUUCUCGUUUGGAGUACAUUCUUGGUGCUUCCUUGGGGCCAACUGAUGGAUAGCUACCUUCCUAUAUAGACUUGUUAUUUUUAUCUUUUGGAAGAACUUAGACUCUUGAAUUUCUUGAAGAUCUUUGGGUGUUCUAUCA